AAUGUGAGGGCACAAACAACCAAGACACAAUAUUGAAUUUGUUAAGUAGAGUCCCUCUUGUAGUUAUAUCCUGCAAACUGGUAAUUUAAAAUUUUAAAUAGAUCACAUUAUCUGCAAGACUUUUUAUUUAUUUUUUAAGACUUUUUAAUCUCAUAAGAUUUUUAAUAUGUGAAUACAAAAGGUAAAAAUGACUAUAGAAUUUCUACCUUUCAAAUAAAUGUAAGCUCUUUAUAGCACCAGUAUUUCCUUUUCCAUUCUCAAAUUGAAAUUCUCUAGAAUUAAGGCCGUAAGUGAGUGAACAAAAUAGAUGAACUGAUUUUCUCCUUUCAUUUGGAAAAAUACUUUGUAACAUCCACAAACAGGUUCCUGAGUCUACUGAGGAGGGAGUUAGCAUUUUUGUUUCAGCCAUCUCCUGCUAAUUUGUUGACAUGAAACAUUUUUGCAAGGAGCAGUCAGCCCUCAGGCCUCCAAAUCUAAGACUGAUAGUCAAUGAUCAUGCCUGCUGGGUUUUCUCCUUUGGUUAUGGCUUUGAUGAUCCAGAUGAUCAAUUAAUUUUAAGAUUUUAAUUCUGAACCUGGAGCUCUGUCUGUUUUUCAAAAUAAUGGGCAUUAGUGUUAUGGUCCACCUUCUACCAACAGGCUGGGCCUCCCAAAUCGGCAAGCAGAUUUGUUGGCCUUGUUACCUUCCUCUGGACUCAGGACCUCGUAGGAAAAGCUAUGAGUCUGUUUUGUUCUACUUUGUAUAGCACAGUGUUAGUGCCUUCUGACCAUGUGGCCCUCUGGCCUUCAUCUACCAAUUUGGAAUAAUAAAAAUAACCUAUUUCACAGGGCCAUGCUUUAGUUUCUCCAACUAACUAAAGGUCCUUGAAGGCAAAUAUUACCUUCUCAAAUUGUAUAAAUAGAAUCUGACGUCUUUUGGUGAGACUUAAGAGAUAAAUAAUGAAACCUAUUGCCUAUUGCACAAUUUGAGAUAAGAAGUUCACACCUUAGGCCAAAGUUGAGCCAUUUCCCCUGGUAGAAGAAUUCACAGAUGAUUAGUGAUCUUCAGAUACAACAAAGCAAAAGUUCAAAUUGUACAUUCAAUAUUUCAAGUGACUUUUGGAACACAAACUUUAUACCAGAUACAUUGUUUAAUCUUCACAAUAAAGGCUCAGUGAGUUGAAGUAAUUUGCUCAAGGUCACACAGGUAAGUGACAGAACUGGGGUUUGAACUGAAGUGUUGUCAUCAAAAUCCAGAUGGUAACAAUCCCAGGAGGUCAAACAGCCAAGUCAGAUAGUCCACUAUCUAAAGAUCUAGAGGAAUAUGUAGAUUACUCAUCAAACAAAUAAAAGACUCUGGGGAAAUGGGAAGUUCAGCCCUGAUAGAGAGGUCAAAGGUGUGAUGGGCCACACUUCCCUGAAGGGUUCCAGAUUAGGCUGCAGGAAGGGUGUACUGCGCAAAAGAUAAAUGGUGGCAGCAGGUAGGGAAAGGAGUGGUACUUGAGUCUCCUUAUACAGGCUGGGCUGCUUCAAAGUCUGUGCCGGUGAGGGUCAGGAGGACACAGCUAAUGUGACUGGAGAAUGCUCACAGCCCUUGACUAUUCAGUAAGGUGCAUUUAAAAAAAAAAAAAGAACCUUACUGGGAAGACAAUUGGGAUGGCAUCCUGGAGGGAACUUUUAAAACACAGUUUAAUCAACUAGAAAAUGUGAUGUGGGUGUAGAUUGUGGUUACUUAACAUGCAUUAUUCACUGUAUGUUAGGUGAUCCCCCAGGACCUGGCUACUGUUCCAGGGUCACUCCUGAUAAUUUUUAAAUUGUUCUUUUAAUCAUGUUCUUAAAAAUUGAACUACCCAAUGUGAACACUUUACAUUUUGCUAUAUAAUGAGAGCAUUUUUAUUUCUUUAAUGUUUGCUUUUUCCUCUGAUCUAACAAUUUCUCUUCAAAUUUCACAGUUUUCUGUUGCUUUAGGAUUGAAAGAACCGAUUAGCCUGCUGGGAGCAUGAAAUAGACUUUUUAGAAAAUCUGCACGAUAUUUCCUCCCAGUGAAAUUAAUUUAGGUUUAAAUAUAAGGGGAAGGUAAUACACCUGUGUCUCUUUCUCUCAAACACCUAAGCAGUUCCUUAUCCUGAAAGGGCACAGUCUGACCAGCUGCCAAGUCUUAAGUCUUUUGUGAGGAUCCCUUCCAAGGCGCAGCAGUCGUAGAACCUCUUUCUCUUUGACACCCGGCUUUGUGUGGACCUGAUGACACAUUUGGCACGUCUCUAUUUCUUUAAAGGCCAGCCUCAGGGGCCCAGAGGACCCAUCGGGCACUGACUGUGGCUGGGCUUCUUACAGCGCAGCUGGAUGGGUUUUCCUGUUGUUUUAGGAAACGCACCUACUUGCAGGGCAGGAGCUAUCAGCUCCAGAGCAACAAAGGACAAUUUGGAGGGGAAUGAAAGAAACACUACACAGCCGCUCUGGCCCUUUCUGCCUGGCGCUCGCGUCCUCAGUGGUCCCGCCUUGGCUCAACGCAUCCCCCACCCCCACUGUUUCGCCGCUCCAGAGCCAGGCGUGGAGAGGCGAGCCCCAUCUCUUUCCCUCCACAGCCUCCCUCCUGUUCCCUCUAAACCCUAGGAUCAGUGCUGCGCACCGCAUCCGCGCUCGGCCCGCGCCCCCCGCGCCCUCCCAGCACCUCGGGAGUCAGCUCCCCGUCCGACCUUCCCCCGCCCUGCAGUCCGCAGCCUCUCCCUCCAGCCCCUGUCGCGGGAGCUGUCAAGCCCGCAGCAGCAGAAGCAGCCCCCGAGCGCCCGCGUCUCCUCUCCUUCCUUUGUGUGCGUGCGAGCAGAGUUGGGGCGGAGGGAGAGGGGCGUCGCUCCGUCUGUCUGCCUCCCGCCGUCCUCGCCCAGGCUGCUAGAAGUGCGGCCCGGGAGGCGGGAACCCAGGGGAGGGUGCGGGAGCCCGCGGGGCGGCUCGGGGCCUCCCGGCCGUCCUAGUCCCAGCCGCGCACGGGGGAACGCUGACGGCAGUGGGACUCGGUAGGAGCCGACAUCGGUCGGCCCAGCUGCCCCUCGCCCUCCCUCUGUCCCCACCUAUCCCCCGACACUCGGAGAAAAGCGUGCAAAGGCUCGGAGAGGGACGGAAACCACAAAUAAAUAGCGGCGGCAGUAGCGCGUCAUCUGGUGGAGCAGGAAGUGCAGGCUGAGUCCGGAGGCCGGUGCUUUCGCGCGUCCCCAGGACUUUGCCAUGGGCUGGGGGCCGCGGAGGCUGCGAGCGGCCGGGCGAGGGCAGCGGCGGCGGCGCCCGCAGAGGGGCUGAGCGAGCAGCGUCGCGCGGGGCGCGCGGAAAUGGCAGCGUCCAGUAACUCCAGUCUGUCCGGCUCCUCCGUGUCCUCCGAUGCUGAAGAAUACCAGCCUCCAAUAUGGAAAUCGUACUUAUAUCAGUUACAGCAAGAGGCACCUCGUCCCAAGAGGAUCAUUUGUCCUCGGGAGGUGGAAAACAGACCAAAAUAUUAUGGAAGAGAGUUCCAUGGGAUAAUCUCUCGGGAGCAGGCUGACGAGCUCCUCGGAGGUGUGGAGGGCGCCUAUAUCCUCAGAGAAAGCCAGCGGCAGCCAGGGUGCUACACACUGGCCCUCAGGUUUGGAAACCAAACCUUAAACUACAGACUCUUCCAUGAUGGAAAACAUUUUGUGGGAGAGAAGAGGUUUGAGUCGAUUCACGACCUAGUGACAGAUGGCUUGAUAACGCUAUACAUAGAAACAAAAGCUGCCGAAUACAUCUCAAAAAUGACAACCAACCCCAUCUAUGAACACAUUGGAUAUGCCACUCUGCUCAGAGAAAAAGUAUCCAGGAGGCUGAGCAGGUCUAAGAACGAAUCAAGAAAAGCAAAUGUGACAAAUGAAGAGCACACAUCUGUGGAGAAGAUCUCCUCCCUGGUUCGAAGGGCAGCCCUCUCACACAACGAGAACCAUUUCAACUAUGAGAAGACACACAACUUUAAGGUCCACACAUUUCGAGGCCCACACUGGUGUGAAUACUGUGCCAAUUUCAUGUGGGGACUCAUCGCCCAAGGGGUCCGGUGCUCAGAUUGUGGAUUGAAUGUACACAAACAGUGUUCCAAGCACGUUCCCAAUGACUGCCAACCUGAUCUCAAGCGGAUCAAAAAAGUGUACUGUUGUGACCUUACAACACUUGUGAAGGCUCACAACACUCAGAGGCCCAUGGUGGUAGACAUAUGCAUUCGGGAAAUUGAAGCAAGAGGAUUAAAAUCAGAAGGCCUUUACAGAGUCUCUGGGUUCACUGAACACAUCGAAGAUGUCAAAAUGGCAUUUGACAGAGAUGGUGAGAAGGCAGAUAUAUCUGCCAACAUCUAUCCAGACAUAAACAUCAUCACUGGAGCCCUUAAACUGUAUUUCAGAGACUUACCCAUCCCCCUUAUCACAUAUGAUACCUAUUCCAAAUUUAUAGAAGCAGCAAAAAUCUCCAAUCCAGAUGAGAGGCUGGAAGCAGUCCAUGAAGUGUUGCUGCUGCUGCCUCCUGCCCACUACGAGACCCUCAGAUACCUGAUGAUCCACCUAAAAAAGGUUACUAAGAAUGAAAAGGACAAUUUAAUGAAUGCCGAAAAUCUGGGGAUCGUAUUUGGGCCCACCUUGAUGAGGCCCCCUGAGGACAGCACCCUGACCACCCUCCACGACAUGCGGUACCAAAAGCUCAUUGUGCAGAUUCUAAUCGAAAAUGAAGAUGUUUUGUUUUAAUCCAUCAGGGAAAUGAGCUGAAUAGCCUCAGCCCCAUCUAAGUUGAUAAAGCUAAAGGAAUAAAAACAUUUCAUACAUUUGAUUUGUUUUUCAAACAAGCGACAGAAUUUCCUGGACCACAGUGGAUUGCCAAGUCAGGUACUGUGUCUCAUAGACACGAGCCUUUUCCACAUGAGAAUGACAAGUGUGAGGGUGAGAAAAACCCCUCACCUUGGGUCUUCUGCUGUGCCUCGUAUGUGUGUCUGUUUUGCUGGAAGAGUGAUUAAUAAAUCUUUCUUUAACUUAUUAAAAAAAUAAUGUAGACCUUUAAAGUUCAGUCUUUAGCAGUAACAAGAGCUUAAUUCAUAAAGGUACUUGAUACAGGUAUACAUUUUCCACUUAUAAAAAGAAGACAAUUUUAUCUGUUAAAUGUUAAAUGAAACCUAUAUUGUAAAAUGUAUUUUUAUUUUACUUGCAAGAAUGUUAUUUUAUUUUAGCAAAUAGAACUCAAUGCAGUGCAUUGAUUAUUACUCUGUGUGCCCUGUCCUACAUUCUUGCUAUGAUGCCCUAAAAAUGUUGACCAUGAAUGCAGUAUUAUCUUGAAAUACCUCUGUCCUCAUCAGUGCUUUCCGAUGAAAUUUCACCUGCCCCGUGCAUUCUUGCUUUUGAUAGUUCUUGCUCUUAAGCACUGGCAUUCUGCUAUUGUAUGGUAUGUGUUUAUAGCAAUCGUAGGAUGGUCUGAAACAUCCACAAGUUUGCUUUCCAUAAAAAUUUUAUGACUUUCCAAAGUAGGUUUUGUAAUUGGCUGGAGUUGCUCCAUAUUAUUCAUACCACAGAAUGUCUUAGCUUUAUAAAAAAUGAUUUAAGGACACUGGAUGUAUCUGAGCUAUGUAAAAAGUUAGCACUUUUCCUCAUUUCUUUUUAGCUAGGCCCUCUGAAUUCUUCUGUUAAUGGCAGUUUACUUUUGCUACAUUUCUGUACUGGUGAACAGCAAAUCUGCAGAAUAAUUGUUGAAUUUUUUUUUCAUUUUUGUUUUGUAAACAAGCCUAUUUUAAAAAGUGAGAAUGAAUAAAGUUGAUUUUUACCAAUUAUUCCUCAAAGUAGCUCUGUAUGGAUAGUAAUUUAAUCUGACUUUCUGACUACAGUUCCAUCCUUUUGAUUAUGUUUAUCUUAGCAUGAGCUCUCACACCAAGAUUCCUAUAUUUUGUAACAUAAAUGAAAUAUUUAAAACACCCCAAACUGUAAAUCUUAGAUUUUUUUUUAAUCCAACUACAAUGUCAUUUCCUGAUUAUUUGAGAUAAUUAACAUAAUUGCUCACUAGUCUUGUUUUGAAGUGACCAUAAAAGAAUGGCUGUGUCAAGUGCAGCUGACAGGAGGGACAGAGUGUGACCACUGUCCUGGACAGUCCCAAGGGCUAUGCUAAUGGACUCUGCUGCACACAGGGGUCAAAAUAGCUUAGUCUCUUCUCUGCUGUGAUCCUCCCUCCCAACUGCAUACAUUUAUUCAUUGUAGCUUCUGUAUUUCUUGAUAUUGUCAAAAAAUUAUCUGGAAAUGGAUUUAUUUUGUGAAGUGACAAUACUUUGUAAUUUAUGAUAGUGUAAACGGAAGGAAAAGCAUUACAUGUAUUAUUAAACUCUUCUGUCUAU
Molecule: messenger RNA, 6333 nt
Organism: Nycticebus coucang (slow loris)
Lineage: Eukaryota; Metazoa; Chordata; Mammalia; Primates; Lorisidae
Gene: CHN2
Product: chimerin 2
Exons: 13
Coding region: 3302-4708 (468 amino acids)
Biological process (GO): signal transduction; regulation of small GTPase mediated signal transduction; positive regulation of GTPase activity
Molecular function (GO): GTPase activator activity
Source: RefSeq, a predicted model, not a curated record